AUAUGUAUAUCGAUAUGUUCAAAGGGGGUACAUCCUAACAAAUGGUUUGGUUUUGCACCCUAUAUAUAAGAAAGCCAUAAAACGCAGGUUUAGACCAAGAAAGCAAGAGAAAUGGGAGAGGUGAAGCUUUUCAGGACAUGGUCAAGCCCAUUUGCUCUGAGGGUCGUUUGGGCACUUAAACUGAAAGGCGUAGAGUAUGAGACCAUUUAUGAAGAUCUUGCCAACAAGAGUUCUUCGCUACUCGAAUACAACCCUGUUCACAAGAAAGUGCCCGUGUUGUUGCACAACGGAAUACCCAUUUGUGAAUCACUUGUGAUUCUCGAGUACAUCGAUGAGACAUGGAACGAAGGUGUGCGUUUCUUACCCAAGGAUCCGCUUGCCAGAGCCACCGCACGUUUCUGGGCAAAGUUUAACGAUGAGCAGGUCGCACCAUCGGUAUUUCAUGCGUACACCAGCCAAGAGAUGGAGAAAGAAGAAGCCAAGGGUCUUGCCUUACAGAACCUUGACAUAAUCGAAAAACAGCUAAUUGGGAAGAAAUUCUUCAGUGGAGCAACAUUUGGAUUCUUAGAUCUUGCAUUUGGAUGGAUUGCCAAUUAUCUCGGAAUAUUUGAAGAAACAGGUGGCAUAAAACUCUUAGAUAAAGAGAGGUUUCCACUUAUAUUGGAAUGGAAAGAGAACUUUUCUAACAUCCCAGAAAUCAAAGAAAAUUGGCCAGAUCGAGAGAAGCUCGUUACCAAGUUCCGGCUCAUGCGUGAGUAUUACAUUUCUGUUGCUGCAGCUAAGCGAACGAUUUCAUGAAGAUUUCUAGGAAGAUGCGAGUGUCUCAGUACAUCAAUAAUCAUCAAUGACUUUAAAGUGAUGAUAACUUCCAUAUGUGAUUCUUAUUUUGUUUUGGGAAAAACUAGAACGCGUG
Cynara cardunculus var. scolymus (artichoke) is the source of this 913-nucleotide messenger RNA. Its product is annotated as probable glutathione S-transferase. Gene Ontology annotation, biological process: glutathione metabolic process. Gene Ontology annotation, cellular component: cytoplasm. The record is from RefSeq and is a predicted model, not a curated record. The transcript is spliced from 2 exons. Lineage: Eukaryota; Viridiplantae; Streptophyta; Magnoliopsida; Asterales; Asteraceae. Gene Ontology annotation, molecular function: glutathione transferase activity. The coding region runs from base 112 to 798 and encodes 228 amino acids.